Beta vulgaris subsp. vulgaris (sugar beet) is the source of this 2511-nucleotide messenger RNA. RefSeq lists its product as uncharacterized. Gene Ontology annotation, molecular function: FAD binding. NCBI's taxonomy places the organism in Eukaryota, Viridiplantae, Streptophyta, Magnoliopsida, Caryophyllales, Amaranthaceae. The transcript is spliced from 13 exons. Bases 57 to 2168 code for a protein of 703 amino acids. The record is from RefSeq and is a predicted model, not a curated record.
UGUAGAAUAUUUCGAAUCUCUUUUCCAAUUCUCACUUCCCCCUAAACUCGCCCGCCAUGUCCGUUAUCCACAACUCUCUCUCACUCCAUUUUCUCUCUCCAAACCCAAAACCCAAACUUUUAACCUUCAUCACAAACCCAAUUUCCCUUCCCUCUUUAAUUUUAGUACACCCACCCAAACACGCCCUAAUUCGAUGCGCAAAAAGGUCACAAAGAACAGGAAAAUUGCGGUACCCAUCAGAGAAGAAGAAGUUCAGACAAAUUCAUAAACAAAAACUUGAUGUUAAAAACAAAUGUGAAGGGUUUUGGAGAUUAUCUAAACUUGGUGUUGAAGUUGAUGAAGACCCUGGUAAAGAUUUUCUGGGUGUUUCUGAUGCAUUGCUUCAACAAAUUGCUAAAGUUCUCGAAUUCCCGGUUGCCUCUUUGUUACCAGAAGAAGCAUUUACAGUGGUUAGGAAGUCGUUUGACGCGCGAAAGCUUUUGAAGACGCCUAAGUUUGUUUACACAGUUGACAUGGAUGUCGAGAAGCUCUUAGAUUUUGAACCUCGGUUGUGGGACUUCAUCUCUGAGUUGGAGCCUAAGGUUGGGCUUGUUGAGCAUAUCCCCGUAGAAAAAGCUGUUGGUGAUUUAUUUAGUCUAUUACACAACUGUAAGAAGGAUCUGGAAGAUGCAGGAGCAGGGGGAGCUGAUAGUAACUGCAACAUCCCGUCUCACAAACCAAAAGUUGCUGUUGUUGGUAGUGGUCCAGCAGGUUUGUUUGCUACUCUUGUUCUUGGGGAGCUUGGUGCUGAUGUUACCUUGAUUGAACGAGGUCAACCAGUAGAACAAAGGGGGCGUGACAUAGGUGCAUUGGUAGUUCGUCGCAUAAUACAAUCAGAAAGCAACUUUUGCUUUGGAGAGGGUGGUGCAGGUACCUGGAGUGACGGAAAGCUCGUAACUAGAAUUGGGAAGAACAGUGAUAGUGUUCAGGCGGUUUUGAGGACACUAGUUCACUUUGGAGCUCCAAGCAGUAUUCUGGUUGAUGGGAAACCUCACUUAGGGACAGAUAGGCUGAUUCCACUUCUUCGCAAUUUUAGGCAACAUUUACAGGCCCUAGGUGUCUCUAUCAAAUUUGGAACAAGGGUUGAUGACCUGAUUGUGGAGGGCGCAACAGUCAAAGGAGUCAAAGUUUCAGAUGUAACGACAAACCCACCUGUCCAUAGCCAGGAGUUGACAUAUGAUGCAGUUGCUCUGGCUGUUGGGCAUUCUGCAAGAGAUGUGUACCAGAUGCUUUUAUCACACAAUGUGGACUUGGUCCCAAAGGACUUUGCUAUUGGCCUGCGGAUUGAGCAUCCCCAGCAACUGAUAAACAGCAUACAGUAUGCUAAUUGGGCAGCUGAAGUUCAUGGUGGACGUGGCAAGGUACCAGUUGCAGAUUAUAAGAUUGCAAACUAUCUCAGUGGAGAGGGAUCGGAAUCUUCCUAUGCAUCUGCAAGUCGUGGUUGUUACUCUUUUUGCAUGUGUCCUGGAGGACAGGUUGUUCUCACUAGUACUAAUCCAUCAGAGCUAUGUAUUAAUGGUAUGUCAUUUUCUCGACGUUCUUCGAAAUGGGCUAAUGCGGCACUAGUUGUUACAGUCUCAUCGAAGGAUUUUGAGAGCUUAAAUUUUCACGGAGCCCUUGCUGGUGUUGCCUUUCAGAGGGAACUUGAGCAAAGAGCAGCUGUGAUGGGAGGUGGUAAGUUUGUGGUUCCUGUGCAGACAGUCACGGACUUUCUAGACGAUCAGACAUCAGCUACGUGUUUGCCACAAUCAAGCUAUCGCUUAGGAGUCAAGGCUGCAAAACUCAGCGAGUUAUUUCCUACUCACAUAACUAAGGCUCUACAGGAUUCCAUCUUGAUGUUUGAGAAAGAGCUCCCAGGAUUUAUUUCAAAAGAGGCCCUUCUACAUGGAGUAGAGACUAGAACGAGCUCUCCAGUCCAAAUUCCACGAAACAGUGGGACUUUCGAGAGCACAACUUUGAAGGGACUUUAUCCAGUUGGAGAAGGAGCUGGUUUUGCAGGUGGAAUAGUUAGUGCAGCAGUGGAUGGUUUGUAUGCUGGUUUUGCUAUGGCCAGAAAUCUGGGGUUGAUAACUGAUGAAAUUGAAUCCGUUCUUGGCAAGGCACAAAGUUCUGGCUUUGCCAAGUAUUAAAAAGCCUUUUACUAAAGCUAUGAGAGGAAAAUUGAAUUAGGAUUUUUGAAGUUUAGGGAAUAUAAAUUACAAUAGUUUUUAGGGAUUUGAAGAUUUUGUUUUUAUUUUUUGUUUGUAGAAUUAUGAGAAGGAAGUGUUUAUUCAGUGUUGCAGGCGAAAUUAAAUUGGUAGAGAAGUAUAGAGAUAGGUUACGAAGUUAAUGUCUGAUACUCUGAUUAAUGUUUUCUCUGUAUAAGAAAUUGUAAUAUAUUGUAUAUCUUUUAAGAUAAUAUUGUAUAUUUUUUUAUUUUAGGGUUGUAGAAAAACUUGUAUAAUUUUGAAGUUGUAUCAAUAUUUUAUUUAA